AUGAAGACUUUUUCCGUGGUUGAUGCAAGGACGGGAUUUGUUCUCAAUUCUAAAAUCUACGCAGGAAAAGGAAGCGAAGAGCUGAAGUUUUCCAUGAAAGAAUAUGGCUACGGAGGAACAAUUCUGUUAGAGUUGGUGGAACCUUAUUUUAGUAAGAAUCACGUCAUUUUUGCUGAUAACUAUUUCACAAGCCCGGCUGCUGCAAAAAUAUUAUUGUCCAAAAGUACGUAUAUCUGUGGGACGGUUCGAUGUAACCGUAAAAAUUUACCAAAGAUAUCACAGCAGAAAAAAGGGGAUGUCAUUGCAUUUCAUUCGGAAGGAGCAAAUGGCGGAAUUCUACUAGGAUCAUGGAAAGAUCGACGCCAAGUGAAAAUGAUUUCAACAGGUAUGAAGCAUGAAAUGAUGGAAGUGACCACGAGAUCAGGUGCCAUAAAACGGAAAGCGAUGACUGUUGUGGAAUACAAUAAAUUGGCUCGUGGGAUUGAUUUAUCUGACAUGCAAAUCCAUCAAUACGAUACAAACCGACGGAGCUAUAAAUGGUACAAAAAAAUGUUCAUGAGAUUGGUUGACCUCGCCCUCUACAACGCCCUGAUUAUGAUGCGUGAACACCACCAGAAGCAUUCGUUUUUGGAUUUUCGGCUCAAUCUUGUGCGCCAAUUGCUGGAGAUCACAGGAGGAACAACUUCAGCAAAGCCCCUUCCACAAAACGAAAUCCCAUUUCGGCUUACAGAACGUCAUUUUAUUGCAAAAUGUAUCAGGACCGGAAGUGACAAGUCAAGCUAUAGACGUUGUCAAGUUUGUGCCAAAGAGAAGAAAGAAAAGCGAACUUCAUACUGCUGCCCCAAGUGCGAAGUUGCUCUAUGUGUUGUUCCUUGUUUCGAAAUUUAUCAUACAAAACGAAACUUGUAA
This is a messenger RNA of Folsomia candida, 909 nucleotides long. RefSeq names its product piggyBac transposable element-derived protein 4. Lineage: Eukaryota; Metazoa; Arthropoda; Collembola; Entomobryomorpha; Isotomidae. The transcript is spliced from 2 exons. The record is from RefSeq and is a predicted model, not a curated record. Bases 1 to 909 code for a protein of 302 amino acids.